This is a messenger RNA of Diaporthe citri, 1122 nucleotides long. RefSeq lists its product as uncharacterized. Gene Ontology annotation, biological process: tRNA wobble position uridine thiolation. Bases 1 to 1122 code for a protein of 373 amino acids. NCBI's taxonomy places the organism in Eukaryota, Fungi, Ascomycota, Sordariomycetes, Diaporthales, Diaporthaceae. The transcript is spliced from 2 exons. Gene Ontology annotation, cellular component: mitochondrion; cytosolic tRNA wobble base thiouridylase complex. The record is from RefSeq and is a predicted model, not a curated record. Gene Ontology annotation, molecular function: tRNA binding.
AUGGCGCCUGUACCAUGUGCCCUCUGUAAGACGGAGCGGGCUCUUAUCAAGCGGCCAAAGAACCACAUGAAGCUCUGCAAGAAGUGUUUCAUCCAGGUUUUCGAGGACGAAGUUCAUCACACCAUCACAUCUUCAAAUUUGUUCUACCCCGGAGAGAGGGUAGCCAUCGGUGCAUCAGGUGGCAAAGACUCAACUGUGCUGGCAUCAGUCCUGAAGACAUUAAAUGAACGUCACAACUACGGACUGGACCUGGUGUUGUUGAGCGUGGACGAGGGUAUUAAGGGCUACCGAGACGAUUCCCUCGAGACGGUCAAGCGAAACUCAGAGCAGUACGAGAUGCCUCUGAAGAUCGUGGGCUACGGCGAGCUCUAUGGCUGGACGAUGGACCAGGUCGUCGAGACGAUCGGGAAGAAGGGCAACUGCACCUACUGCGGUGUGUUUCGACGGCAGGCUUUGGAUCGAGGCGCUAAGAUGCUGGAGAUCAGACAUGUCGUCACCGGCCACAACGCCGACGAUGUCGCCGAGACUGUACUCAUGAACCUGCUCAGAGGCGACUUGCCUCGGCUGUCACGGGCAACGCACAUCGUUACCGGGGACUCGAACUCGGACGUCAAGCGGAGCAAGCCACUCAAGUACUCAUACGAGAAGGAGAUCGUGUUGUAUGCACAUCACAAGAAGCUCGAUUACUUCACCACAGAGUGCAUUUACAGCCCAGAGGCCUUCAGGGGAAGUGCAAGGAGUUUGAUCAAGAACCUCGAGAAAGUGCGGCCGAGCGCGAUUCUGGAUAUUGUCCGCAGUGGUGAGGACAUGGCCCGCCUAGUGCCUGGAAAGCAACCAGGCAAGUGCGCCUGCAACGGAAAGCCACGUCCUGCUACAACGCCCGCCGAGGAGGAUGAAGGUGUCGGAGGGUGCGGAUCUGGCAAUGGCCGCAGUACAGGGAAUGAGAUGGCCGCAAUGGAAGCUCAAUUAAGGAGUAACGAAUCAUCGACGGGGCUUGAGACCGACGUAACUGCUGCGGUGCCUCUUAAGACUCGGCCAAACGGGUCGAAAGAGCUGCCAAUACGAACUACCAACCCUACAAAUAAGCCUGGAGUAGCAAGACAGGUGCUUGGAAGAUCAUAA